Patella vulgata (common limpet) is the source of this 722-nucleotide messenger RNA. RefSeq names its product exosome complex component CSL4. Gene Ontology annotation, biological process: RNA processing. NCBI's taxonomy places the organism in Eukaryota, Metazoa, Mollusca, Gastropoda, Patellidae. Gene Ontology annotation, molecular function: RNA binding. The record is from RefSeq and is a predicted model, not a curated record. Bases 46 to 672 code for a protein of 208 amino acids. Gene Ontology annotation, cellular component: nuclear exosome (RNase complex); cytoplasm. The transcript is spliced from 8 exons.
GUUAAAUAUUCGAGCACCACACACUGAACUUCCCUUUUGACGCAAAUGUGUGUAGCUACCCACGUGGUUUCAUUCAAGAUGGCAGCCUCCACGAUUUGUGUUCCAGGGCAAAGAAUACUGCGAACCGAUGGGAGUCAUGUGGCCGGUAAUGGUACAUAUGUAAGAAACGGUUAUGUAUAUUCUACACUGGUUGGUCAUGUUCAUACACAAACAACAGAUGAUGGCAAGACAAUUCUUGAAGUGAGAUCCACCAAAACACAUAAUGUUGUCCCUUCUGAAGAUGAUAUAGUUACAGCUAGGGUUACUAAUGUAAAUCCAAGAUUUUGCAAAUGUUCUAUAUUAAGUGUGGGUAAUACCAAAUUACAAGAACCAUUCAGAGGAAUGUUAAGAAAAGAAGAUGUGCGAGCAACUGAAAAAGAUAAGGUAGAAAUGUAUAAAUGUUAUAGACCUGGAGAUAUUAUAGUGGCAAAAGUUUUAUCAUUAGGAGAUGCUCAGUCUUAUGUAUUAACUACAGCAGAAAAUGAACUUGGUGUAGUCAUAGCAACUAGUGAAGCAGGAGGGAACAUGAUACCAAUUAGUUGGUGCAAGAUGCAAUGUACUAAAUCACUUUCAGAAGAGUUUAGAAAAGUAGCCAAAGUCCAGCCACAAUUUAUAGAAUAUUCAGACUCAUGAUACAUGUUAUAUUAAAAACUAUUAUAUAAUAAAAUCUUAUUUUGUAUUUA